This is a messenger RNA of Trypanosoma brucei brucei TREU927, 696 nucleotides long. RefSeq lists its product as hypothetical. The coding region runs from base 1 to 696 and encodes 231 amino acids. Lineage: Eukaryota; Euglenozoa; Kinetoplastea; Trypanosomatida; Trypanosomatidae. The transcript has a single exon. The record is from RefSeq and is a predicted model, not a curated record.
AUGCCGAUACCCCCGAAUAACGGUCGGGAGGGUUUGCGCCAACGCUUUUCAGAAGCGGCAAAAAGUGUGUCUGAGUUGUACCGUGAUGCGACUUAUUCAUAUGACGCUGGGUAUCGCGAUGCACUUUUGUUGGUACAGCGCUAUGCCCUUAUUGCCGCACGUGAGGAAGUCACCUCAUAUAACCUCUUUGGUCCCAACAACAGAGACAAUAAUGUUGACGGUGGUAGAAAUCGUGACUUUGUUGGUGGAGGUGGCGGUUUCAGUAACCGCACGAACAUUAGCGACUUCAGCACCUCUGAAGUUCCGUCAGUUACCUCCUCCAUGCGCUGGGUAACGCAGUCGUCACAAUUAUUGGACGUCAAGCAGCUCCUCUGGUUCAUACAUGAUACACUGAAGCGUCAUGAUGCUCUCAACAGCGCCUCACGCAGUUUGAACCGGAGGCGGAAGCGCUCAAACGGUUCACCAAACAACAGAAGUAAUGCUGCCAAUACAGAAGGUAGCGAGAAUGACAACAGUGGAGGCCACCGAGGCAACGUACGGGAUGACGUUGACAAUUAUGGCCGCGGGUUACCGGUUCGACGGCUCUGUUCUCCACGCCGCCAUUCGGAGGACAGAAAUGAGUUACUGUUGCUAGGGGAAGUGCGUGUGGCAGCACCAUCAGAUGUUGAUUCCAUAUUCUCGGAAGAUGACGUGUAG